AUGCAGGAUUGGACUCUAAGGGUUCUACAGAAAUCUGAUCAGCAGCCAGAAGAUCCAGUCUACAUGAAACAAGUAUAUUGUUCAUCUGAUUCAGGAGGCAGAAGAAAAAAAAGAAAACUUGCCCUUCUCAAGGUCUUUCUCUUUCUGUGUUUGCUGCAAAGAGAGCUGGUAACCACUAGAGGGGAGGAGACUGCCGGCUUUACUGAAUGCUUCACCGUAGAGCUUGAAGGUGCAGGAGCUGUCACAAGACUGGUUGUCCAACGAAAUGGUUUAAAAUAUGUUAUGAAGGUGGGAAAACUAGAAGGAUUGUAUGUCCUUCAGAGUUCAUGUGGGCCUGGCAGUGGGAGGAGAGAAACAAAACGAAGCAUAAAGCAAGUGUUGAACGGGCUUUCCCAGGAUCCCCAGCCUGUAAAGAAAAUAGUUUCUUCUUUGUGUCAAUGUGUGUGUGAGCCAGAAAAACUUAUUGAGGGAAAGGCAAUCAGAUGGGACAGUGAAGGGGCCUAUUGGACCCAAGAUAGAAUGCUAUGUCAAAGAAACCAGCUUUGCAUUUCUGAAAAUUGUGACAUAACUGUAGAUGUUCUUGAAUCUGUUUCUGCUAUUACUUCUGACUCUUAUAUUUAUAAUAGAUCUCUUUUUGUACUCUGUGUGAGCUUUUAUAUUUAA
Messenger RNA from Mauremys reevesii (Reeves's turtle), 663 nucleotides. RefSeq lists its product as uncharacterized. Lineage: Eukaryota; Metazoa; Chordata; Testudines; Geoemydidae. The transcript is spliced from 5 exons. The record is from RefSeq and is a predicted model, not a curated record. The coding region runs from base 1 to 663 and encodes 220 amino acids.